Messenger RNA from Bacidia gigantensis, 2310 nucleotides. RefSeq lists its product as uncharacterized. Gene Ontology annotation, cellular component: cell surface. Gene Ontology annotation, molecular function: endo-1,3(4)-beta-glucanase activity; glucan endo-1,3-beta-D-glucosidase activity. The coding region runs from base 1 to 2310 and encodes 769 amino acids. The record is from RefSeq and is a predicted model, not a curated record. Lineage: Eukaryota; Fungi; Ascomycota; Lecanoromycetes; Lecanorales; Ramalinaceae. The transcript has 4 exons.
AUGGCUUUCCGGAAAUACCCUACUGUUACAGUAAUACUGCUAACCCAUGUUCAACAGAUAUUUGGCCUCGUAUUGGCAGCUAGCUCUACUUUUACCACCUUUGGGGCGACGCAAUCUCCGUCUUCAAUCGAUCGGGGUUUUCUACACGUUGUAGAGUCUACGUACUACCCUACGUAUGCUUCCGCACCCGACCUAACGCCUGAUACGACAGGGAUUGUCAUCAGUUCCCUAGAGACAGAAGGGCGUGCAAGGAUUAUCCCAUUCCCAACCCCAACGCUAUCCCAACAGGCCAUCACCGCUGCAUUUUUUGCUGCGAAUGUGUCUGCAUCAUUGAAAAGUUCUCUUGCAGGAAGUCUAGACCCAUUGGGACCCAGCAACACGACAACAACAUUCCUAUCGGUAAAGCCGACGUCUAUGGCUGAAAACGAAAGGCUGGUAAAAUUGGAUGCCAGAGCAGCAACCGAUUGCUUUCAGCCUCUACCGACUAGUUCACUUCCGCCUCAAAUUAGUAGUCGCAGCGACCACUUAGCCACCAAAUUAGGCAUUAAUCAAAAUGGCCCCAUAUCGACGAACAAAUUCUACGCCAACCUUUUCUUGGGCAAUCAAAAUCAGGGGGUCUGGACGCAUCCUUACUCGCUGACUUGGAGCAAAGGAGGCGGAAACCUUCGAAGCUGGGGUAUGGCUGUAUCUCACAUUGACGCGGAUCAACGAGCAUACGGCCCUCCAAACGUCUUAAUUCCCGGUUAUCCCACACAAUACUUUAUCAAUCCAAUUGGCAUACAGUCAAUCAUCCUCUCAGCUAUCGAGAUUGGUGAUAGUUCAGUUCUCACGACGAGUUCUUUGACAGCCUUCUCCGUGAGCGCGGUGCUGGCGCCUCAAGCCCAGUCCACCUCUAGUAUCACGUUUCCACUUGUACAAGGUAUGGGGUUUGUCACGGCGGUCUACCAGGAUCUCAUGCCGGUCAUUCAGAGCGCUGUCUUCUUUCGAAGUCUCGUACCCGCCCAACAACCAAAACCAGGCGUCUUCAAAUACCGUAUCACCCUAGAAGAUAGCAAAACUUGGCUCGUCUACGUCACUCCGAGUAGCGGUCAAGACCCAGGCUUUCAAUUAGUGUCUAACACCCAAGUCCAGGGUAUGAAAGGUUGGAGUGGGACAAUCCAGGUGGCCAAGAAUCCAUCAGGUGCACUUAGCGAAACUAUCUAUGAUACAGCUGCUGGUACCUAUCCUUCUUCCGGGAUGGUCACUGCUACCGUUUCGGCUACAACGGGUACAUACCAAUUGAAGUGGACAAAAGCAGGCUUAACGACUAAGCAGCCACUUCUAAUGUUUGCGUUGCCGCACCACGUUUCAUCGUUUGACUCGAUUACAGCCACUCUCAAGACCUCUCUACAUCUUCAAACGACCACGAAAGGUCUUGCAACAGGCGUCCUCGCUGAUAGUUGGACUUUAGUAGAGACUAGUCUACCAACCGACAUCGCCUUCGCCCCUUGGACGCCCUCUAAGCGGUCCAAGACUUCCGUCUCUAGCUACAGUAAGAGCAUAAUCAAGCAAGUGGCAGCUGCCGAGCUCUCUCAGAACAUUGGUGCCCAGACCUACUUAGACAGCAUGUACUUUAGCGGCAAGGCUCUCAGCAAGUUCGCAAUGGUGGUCUACUCAACCAGAAUAUUGCUUGGCGACAUCACCUUGGCAGCACAAGGCCUGAAACAGCUGAAAGAUGCAUUCGCGAAGUUCGUUGCCAAUAAGCAGAUCUACCCUCUGGUCUAUGAUUCCAAGUGGGGAGGUAUCGUCUCGUCUGCAACAUACAAAACCAAAGAUGCAGGACAGGAUUUUGGAAACACCUUUUACAACGACCAUCACUUCCAUUAUGGAUAUUUUAUCCAUACAGCGGCAGUCAUUGCGUAUCUGGAUCCGGGCUGGGCGAGCUCGAAUGCCCUCUGGGUUAAUACCUUGAUUCGUGAUGUAGCCUCGCCAUCCUCGAACGAUCCGCAAUUCCCAUUCUCCCGCAUGUUCGACUGGUAUCAUGGUCACUCAUUUGCCAAGGGCCUUUUCGAAUCUGCGGACAGCAAGGAUGAAGAGAGUACUAGUGAAGACGCCUUCUUCGCAUACGCCCUCAAGAUGUGGGGUAUAGUCACCAAGAGUCAGUCAAUGGAAGCUCGCGGGAAUUUGAUGCUUGCAAUAUUAGCAAGAACAUUUGACAACUACUUCUUGAUGAAACAGAGCAACAUCAAUCAGCCAUCGAACUUUAUUGGCAAUAAAGUGACUGGAAUCGUAAGCCCAAACCGUUGGACGUUCUAUGAUAUUAAAGCUUAA